GCCGGGUUGUUUGUUAUUGAACGAGGCCAUGUUUUCGUGUCGAGGUUGUCGUCACGAAACAUGCGGCGCUCACGCUGAAGAGACUCCAUCGUCAUUGCAGCGAGCGGUGCAGGCGUUCUCCAUCGCGCGCAUGCAAAGUGUGCAUUCUUCGUUCUGGAGCCCGCGAAUGUUACGCGCACAGUCCUAGCAUUUGUCGUACUGAAUGCGAUAUCGCAUCCCUCACAACCAGCGCAAGGAGCGAGCGCUCAACAUCCAUCAUGGCCUCUAUGGUGGAUCAUAUGCACCCAAACAAGAAUCGUGCGGGCGGUCGCGUGGAACGAAUGAGAGACAAGCAGAACGGGACACGGAAACCGUGUGCCCCGAUGUCUACGUCAUCCGUUCCCGCCGUCCCAGCCACUUGCGACACGUGGCACGACAUGAUGAUAAUGAUGACGACGGUGAUGAUCACGAUGAUGGUGACGAUUACGGUGGUGAUGUUGAUCUGGACGACGAUGUCGCUGAUGAUGAUGAUGAUGUUGAUGAUGAUGGUGAUGUUGAUGAUGAUGUUGGUGAUGAUGAUGAUGGUGAUGAUGACGAUGAUGAUGAUGACGAUGAUGAUGACGAUGACGACGAUGUUGAUGAUGACGAUGACAAUGAAGAUGACGAUGGUGGUGAUUUUGAUGACGGCGACGAUGUCGAUGAUGAUGAUGAUGUUGUUGAUGACGUUGAUGAUGUUGAUGAUGAUGUUGAUGAUGAUGUUGAUGAUGAUGACGGUGUUGAUGACGUUGAUGAUGUUAAUGAUGAUGUUGUUGAUGAUGAUGAUAAUGUUGAUGAAGAUGAUGAUGAUCACGAUGACAAUGAUGGUGAUGAUGAUAAUGAUGAUGAUGAUGAUGACGAUGAUGAUGGUGGCGACAAUGAUGGUGAUGAUGGAGGUGAUGAUGAUGAUGAUGAUGGCAAGCAAGAAUCAUGGGGCCGCUCGCGAGGAAAGAACGAGCGGGAAUCAGAAGGGGACACAGAAACCAUGUGGCCCAAUGACAAUAAGAAGGACCUCAAGGCACCUCCCAGACAAUUGAAACUUUCUAUGAAAGACAUUCGAUGGCAGUGGAAGCAUGACGGCUGCCCAAGAGUUGUGAUGGGGAACCCUAGCGGGAAACAAGAUCAGGUCCGGGAUUGGCGUAAGUUUUGUACAAUGGCGCUCCAUAAGGCGCCUCAAAACAGCUUGUGGCUUCUCGCGGAUCAAAAGGAAGAGGAGACCAUUAAGAAGCAAAAUGCUGCCCUUCGUUCUUACUUACCUUUGGCGAAGGCCGGGGAAAAUGUAUGGAAACUGACCUUGGAAUUUUUCGAAAAAUGGAAGACGGGCAGAUUGCUGAGCCACGAUAGGGCGAAGUGGAUCGUCAAAAAGAAGAAGGUAAAAAACGUAAAGCCUGGGGUCGCCUACAUCCACAACGACAAAUUGGGCAGAACGGAGGUGGUGUACAACGUCCCCGUGGACCCGCCGAAUAAAAAGGGCAAAAAGGAGAAAGAGGAGGGCGAUUGGUUCGUGCAAGUGCCAGACCCGGACGCGCAUUGUUGGAAAACAAUGGAAUCACUCACGGACAAUAAGAAGUGUCGCGUUCUGAAAAAGGUGCUUGCUUGCGAGGUCAUUUGGGUCCAGGCCGGCUCCCCGUCGUUGGCGAAGUUGGGAAAGCUCAGCGUGAAGGACAUGGUGCAGCUGGUGAAGUGCGACCACGUGCUGGUCCGGUUGUGGAAUUACUACCAAUUCAAGCACGAGAAGAGGUCGGACGAGGACUGGAUCCAAAGGUAUCCUUUCCUGAUAUCGAGGUCUGCCGUGUUCAAGAAGUUUGAAGAGGCGGACAUCAGGGGCGCAGAGCUGAAGGAGGCAGUGGCUGCCACAAAGAGCCACACGUUCGUCCUCAAUCUGUGCGAGCCGGUUGACCUCAAACUGUGGAAGCCCCAAGCGUGGGAGACUUUGAAUUCCUAUUUUCAUACGUGGUGUCCCUUGCAUUGGACUCUCGUUGUUUUCGUGCCGCGGCAGCACAACCUGUCGUUUCUCGCCAGCAUGCACCAUCUUUCUUUCGUCAAGCUGUUGGAAGGGAAGUGGGUGCAGAGAGUGCAGCAAAAAAAAAGCUUCCCCAUUGGGAACAAUUUGUACACGGAGGAAGACCGCAUGUACAUCCUCUUCAAGGGUGACGAUCUGCGCGUCAACACGUCCGUGGUCUACGAGGGAAACCUGCCCAGGGGUGUUGCUGCUGCGGUGCGAUUGCCUCAGAGGGUCACCCAAACGGAUGUGUCCGAGAUUCCUUUCACGCCUUGCGACUGGUCGCUGGUGGCGCCUGAACGACAGGGCAGCGUCUACGGGGAUAUGGAAUGCAAUCCGACACAAUUCGUCGGUCUUCUUGAUUUUCUUGGCAAGAAGGGAGAGGGUGUCGUGUUUCUUGGGAAACCGCACGCGCGAAGCGUCUGGGAGCUUCGGAAGGCCGGUCGGCACGUUGUCGCAGUGGAAGGGAACUCCGACCUCUUGCAAUUCACGAUGCAGGUGGUGAAAAGCGAGGUCAAUUCGGGUGGGCACAAUUAUGAGUUCAUGGUCGUGAGGCCAACACGGGAUAAGGUGUGGAGCAACAAGACGGAUAUGUGGUUCAAGUUGAGCGAGAGGAAGAGGAACAAGAUAUACGAUUUCUUGUUCCUUCAAACGCGUCCGAGGAGGGACACUGACGCCGAGUACAUCUGCCGGAAGGACCACGUGUCGGCACUGCUCAACAACUACCACUUCGCCUCCCGCAUUAACGCGAAGACGUUUAUCGAAAGGCUGCAGUCGCUUGACUUCGUGGAGUCCGAGGAGCAGUUGAAGUUAGCCAGUUACGCUUCCCUGAUCUCCACUGACGACGAGGAAGCCAUAGGUGUGGAGUUUGUCGCCAACGCGAAGGAGGAGGAGAGCGACACGGAGAGCAUCGACCUGCAGUACGACCCGCCUCCGGCGGACCACGGUCGAGGGUCCUCGUCGGCCGGUCUAUCACCAAGCGCUGCAGCCCUCGUGUCACCAUUGGCCAAACCGGCGCCGGGCACCACGCCGAUGACGUUGCUGGAGAGACGUAGAGCUCUGGCCGCCCCCCCGCCCGCUUUGCGUCCCGGGUCCGUCGUCCCGCCCGAUCAUCCGUCUUGGAAGGAUGACAACAUCCACUUCCUGCUUGAACCGCAACGUCAUUCACCUGAGCUGGACUGGGGCCAUGACAAGGUUUGCCAUCCGGGAGUCAUCCAGCCAGCAAUACGAAAUGGCGAGUGGGUCAUGGCCGUGGCAAUCCCGGGCGCGGGAUGGGUGUCAUUCCCAUGCGAGUCGAAGUCCAACUUCCUUCACCUCGCGAGGAUUUCGGUCCUCCAGAAAGUGAAGGUCGAAAAUGACACUUUUGCACCCGUCGACCUGUCCCUCAUUUCCACUGCCGGUCGACUGUUCGACGAGCUUCAGGACAAGUGCUGGUUGAAAUUGACGGAGGACUACUACGAGCUUGACACGAGUCCGUCGAAGGGCGUGGUGGACUGGAAAGUGCCCCCUCCCAGUGGGUCGGACGGUGGUUCUGGGGGGGGGUCACCUGGAAGCGGAGGGGAUGGGGGUGGCGACGCAGGGGGUGGCAAAGGAAUCCCGCCUAUGGGGGAGAGAGGGUCUCACGGCCGCAACACGACACCAGGCAGCGCCGGGGUGGCGGGCUUCGCCGUCGACCGGACUCCGUUGACAGGCACUCGGCCCGAGCAUAUGACACACUCCGCCGAACCCCCGACUUCGUCCGUGGGCUCAGGGAGGGACACGUUGGCAGCCUUGGUUGCUCUGGGCAGUCGCUCGGCCGGAAAGCCGAAGUCCACCGGGAUCCGAACUACGUCGGGUGAGGAGUCGCCAGAGCGGUUCGGAAUGCGAAGCUGCUCGGGGUCGGGGAAUCCAAGCAAGGAUCGAGAAAUUCGCAGCAUUGCGGCGAGGGAUGGAGACGUCGGAAAGGUGUCGCCUGAGCGGGAGCGACGGCCGCAAGGAUUGCAGUGGGAGGCUGCAAGGAUUGUCGUGCCGUUGAGAGGGGCAGCGUGCACGGGGACGGAAGGGCGGUCCUCGAGAUUCAGCACGGGUACCGCGGAAGGGGACGAGUUUCGUGGGAGGGAAGAAGGGGAGAUAAUGAAGGAACAGAAGGGAGCGCAAGAAGGGGAGGAAGAAGGGGAAGAAGAGGUGGAAGGGGAGGAGGCGGGAGAAACGGAGCUAAUUGAUUUGUUUGAAGGAAGGGAGGGUGUCAGGUCUGGAGAAGACGAAGUGGAACACAGUGAGGACGAUGCCGGAUCUGGAGAGUCGUCUGACGAGUUCGGACAACUGUACGGAGAGCAUCACGAGGAUGAUGUCAACGACGAUGCCACGGCAAUAGAGAUGGAGACACAAGUGGUCAGCAGCCUUUCCGCAGAGCUUGAAGAUUAUGCGGUCCGGCCACUGACGUUUGCUGUCGACUUGCAACACCGGUUCGACGGGGCUUCCGUCGUUAUCAGCCCGUCUGAAAAAAGUCGACGUAUAAGCAUCGACGAAGUUAUCGACGGUAUCCUAGGCGACCACAACGUGUCUGCCCGUCCGUCCGCAACUGCCAACGUCGCAUCUUCCGUGGCAGCUGCCCUUGCUUCGUCGUCGCCGAAGUCUCUGGUGCUGCCGGCCACCCUUGCUGCCGAAGGGGAAGGCGAGUUCGGGGUGGUGUCGUCUCGAACACGGAGAUCCUCCAAAUAUCCAGAGCACAUAUUGCAGAAAGUCCCCGGGUUGAGUACAAAACACAAGGAUAUGUUAAAGGCAUCAGGGGUUGAUGUCGAGAUCGGAAAGGAGUACACCGUUGCCAUUGAGGAAUGUCUUUCCCUUCUUGCCCCAGAGAAAGGGACAUAUCCACGAUCUGUGAGUAGAGGUGAGGCCAUGUAUGAGAAGUACUUAGCAACGCGUCAUGCACCAGCGGACAAUGCCUAGAGCUCCGUUUCUCACUACCCCACGUGUCCUUUGCUCGAUGUUGUGCAGUGCGGGCAACAAGUGCAGCACGCAGGAAAAGUUUCGCGGCAACGAUUGCGC
Messenger RNA from Chara braunii, 5044 nucleotides. NCBI's taxonomy places the organism in Eukaryota, Viridiplantae, Streptophyta, Charophyceae, Charales, Characeae. The record is from the annotation of a GenBank genome assembly.